AUGGCCAUGGCCACCAGGCGCGUGUUCCAUCUCCGGCCGUGCGAAAGCGCCUCUUCCACCAUGUCACAGAAUGCGCACUUUGAGGAUUCAAGCUACCACAAGUGUGACAUGGAUGACACCUCCGAAGCCCAUGAGGAGAGCCUGGGGGACGAGGCCUCUGACACAGUCAACUCUUCCAUUAUAUCUGGCGAGAGCAUCCGGUUUUUUGUUAAUUUCAACCUGGAGGUGCAGCCCUCCGAGACUGGGGAGGAUGAAGCGAGGCCUGGUGGCUGUGUGCUCCUACACACCUCCCGCAAGUACAUGAAGUUAAAGAACUUCAAGGAAGAGAUCCGCGCACACCGGGACCUAGAUGGCUUCUUGGCGCAGGCCAGCAUCAUUCUCAAUGAGACAGCCACCUCGCUGGACGAUGUGCUGCGGGCCAUGCUGAGGCACUUUGCCGAGGACCCCAACAACACCGAACCUGACUGCAACUUGGACAAACUCAUGGCCCAGCUGUUCACUGAUGCUGCGGCCCCCAUGGAGGGGAAAGUCCACCUGCUGUCAGAUACCAUCCAAGGGGUCACUGCCACAGUCACGGGGGUGCAGUACCAGCAGUCGUGGCUCUGCAUCAUCUGUACCAUGAAGGCCCUGCAGAAGCGGCACGUGUGCAUCAGCCGCCUGGUUCGUCCACAGAACUGGGGGGAGAAUUCCUGUGAGGUUCGGUUUGUCAUCCUGGUGCUGUCCCCACCCAAGAUGAAAAGCACCAAGACUGCGACGGAGGUGGGGCGCACAUUUGCCACCAUGUUCUCGGACAUCACCUUCCGCCAGAAGCUCCUGGCAACCCGCACAGAGGAAGAAUUCAAGGAGGCCUUGGUGCAUCGAAGACAGCUGCUCACCAUGGUGAGCCAGUGUCCAGUGACACUGCGAACAAAAAGAUACAGCAUGACCUCCCUCUAUGCCCACAGACACCACCAGCAGGUACUCUGUCCUCUCCCCCAGCCCCUGACGUGCAAGGACUUUGUCCCUUUUGGGAAAGGCAUCCGGGAGGACAUCGCACGCAGGUUCCCCAUGUACCCAAUGGACUUCACUGACGGCAUUAUCGGGAAAAACAAGGCUGUGGGCAAGUACAUCACCACCACCCUGUUCCUCUACUUCGCCUGCCUCCUGCCCACAAUCGCUUUUGGGUCCCUCAAUGAUGAGAACACAGAUGGGGCCAUUGACGUGCAGAAGAGCAUAGCGGGGCAGAGCAUCGGAGGCCUCUUGUACGCGCUCUUCUCCGGGCAGCCGCUGGUGAUCCUGCUGACAACCGCGCCCCUCGCCCUCUACAUCCAGGUGAUCCAUGUCAUCUGUGACGACUACGACCUGGACUUCAACUCCUUCUAUGCGUGGACGGGCCUGUGGAACAGUUUCUUCCUCACUCUAUACGCCCUCUUCAACUUCAGCCUGGUCAUGAAUCUCUUCAAGAGGUCGACGGAGGAGAUCAUUGCCCUGUUCAUUUCCAUCACGUUCGUGGUGGACGCCGUCAAGGGCAUGGUCAAAAUCUUCUGGAAGUACUACUACGGUCAUUACUUUGACGACUCCUAUGUAAAAAGGACCUCAUCUGUGGCGAGCUUGUUGGGCCAUGGCACCGGCCUCAACACCAGCCAUCACACUGCCCUCAACACCAGCCUCCUGGCCAGCCCGACAGAGCUGGUGGAUCUGGGCAGCCUCGGUGCUGGGCACCUGAGCCGGGCGACAGCGGUGCUCAGUCUCCUCAUCAUGCUGGGCACACUCUGGCUGGGCUACACCCUCUACCAGUUCAAGAAGAGCCCCUACCUGCACCCCUACGUGCGCGAGAUACUGUCCGACUGCGCUCUGCCCAUCGCCGUGCUCACCUUCUCCCUCAUCAGCUCCUACGGCUUCCGGGAGAUCAAGAUGAGCCAGUUCCGCUACAACCCCAGCAAGAGCCUGUUUGGGAUCGCGCAGAUCCGCUCGCUGUCCCUGAAGGCCAUCAGCAGUGCCAUGGGCCUCGGCUUCCUGCUCUCCAUGCUCUUCUUCAUUGAGCAGAACCUGGUGGCUGCCUUGGUUAAUGCACCAGAGAACAGGCUGGUGAAGGGCACUGCCUACCACUGGGACCUCUUGCUCCUUGCCAUCAUCAACACAGGGCUGUCUCUGUUUGGGCUGCCCUGGAUCCAUGCUGCCUACCCCCACUCCCCGUUGCAUGUGCGGGCACUUGCUUUUGUGGAAGAACGUGUGGAGAACGGACACAUUUAUGAGACGAUCGUGAACGUGAGGGAGACGCGGCUGACCGCGCUGGGCGCCAGCAUUCUGGUGGGCCUCUCCCUCCUGCUGCUGCCUGUCCCCCUGCAGUGGAUCCCCAAGCCAGUGCUCUAUGGCCUCUUCCUCUAUAUUGCCCUCACCUCUCUCGACGGCAACCAGCUCUUCCAGCGUGUGGCUCUGCUGCUCAAGGAGCAGACUGCCUACCCACCCACACACUACAUCCGGAGGGUGCCCCAGAGGAAGAUCCACUACUUCACAGGCCUGCAGGUCCUGCAGCUGCUGCUGCUCUGUGCCUUUGGCAUGAGCUCCCUGCCUUACAUGAAGAUGAUCUUUCCCCUCAUCAUGAUUGCCAUGAUCCCCAUCCGCUACAUCCUGCUGCCCCGAAUCAUAGAAGCCAAAUACUUGGACAUCAUGGAUGCCGAGCACAGGCCCUGA
Messenger RNA from Cynocephalus volans (Philippine flying lemur), 2673 nucleotides. RefSeq names its product solute carrier family 4 member 11 (gene SLC4A11). The record is from RefSeq and is a predicted model, not a curated record. Gene Ontology annotation, biological process: monoatomic anion transport; transmembrane transport; monoatomic ion homeostasis. Gene Ontology annotation, cellular component: basolateral plasma membrane; plasma membrane. Gene Ontology annotation, molecular function: solute:inorganic anion antiporter activity. NCBI's taxonomy places the organism in Eukaryota, Metazoa, Chordata, Mammalia, Dermoptera, Cynocephalidae. The transcript has 20 exons. The coding region runs from base 1 to 2673 and encodes 890 amino acids.